CUUCCGGUUAAUAAAUAAGCUAGGGAAAAAAAGUUUUCAGUGACUAAAAUCGUUAUCAAAGUUUAUCAAAUCUUUGACACACAUUCAAGGUGUACUUUAUAUACAGAAGGGGUAAUAAUGGCUCAGACUAACGCAAGUAAAAAGUUGAUCAAUACUGUGGAGAGGUGUGUUGACGAAUGUUUGGAAGGGCUGGUUGCUGUGAAUCCCGGUUUGCGUCUGCUGGAAGGGCACCGAGUGGUGGUGAGAUCCGAUAUUGAGGAAUUUGUAAAAUCUGGAAAAGUGACUUUAGUUUGUGGUGGUGGGUCGGGUCACGAACCCGCUCAUGCAGGGUAUGUUGGACCGGGAAUGUUGUCGGCUGCUGUUGCUGGAGCCGUGUUCACUUCACCCCCACCCCACAGUAUUCUAGCUGCCAUACGAACUGUAGGAAAAAACAAUCAAGCUGGAGUGCUGGUAAUUAUCAAGAAUUAUACCGGAGAUAGACUUAACUUUGGUUUGGCUGUAGAGCGAGCGAAAGCUGAAGGUAUAAAAGUUGAUAUGGUUGUUGUUGGUGAAGAUUGUGCUCUCACUUCCACGGAUAAAACAGCUGGAAGACGAGGACUGUGUGGAACAGUUUUUAUACAUAAGAUAGCAGGUAGUUUAGCUGAAGAAGGUCGAAGUUUAGAAGAAAUUGCUGUGAUAGUGAAAGAUGCUGUUGAUAGUAUGGGAACAAUUGGUUUAAGUCUGGCACCAUGCAGUGUUCCUGGUUCCGGUCCGUCGUUUAAACUAGAACAGGAUGAAAUGGAACUUGGAUUAGGUAUCCAUGGUGAAGCAGGAGUAAAGAGAUUGAAGCUAACUAACGUACAGACGGCUAUAUCCACCAUGUUGGAUCACAUGACUAACCAGGCAACUAAAACACAUCUGGAACUAGCGAAAGGUGAUGCUGUAGGUGUAAUAGUCAAUAAUCUAGGAGGGACGUCCAUUUUGGAAUUAAAUAUUGCAGCUAAAGAAGCCAUUUCAUAUUUAGAAAAUAAAGGAUUAACUGUAGACAGGGUAUACUGUGGUAGUUUCAUGACAGCGUUAGAAAUGGCUGGAAUUUCUCUAACAGUUUUAAAACUUAAUGAAGUUUUACGUGAUUGUUUGGAUUCACCGACAGUAGCUCCAGGUUGGAGUAAACCAAUGUUACCUAAAGGUCAAAGGUUACGAGCCACACCCAUUCCUUUAAAAACUACCGAGUCUAGCCAUGGAGAUAAAAUCGAUGUAUCGGUGGAAGAAACGGUAGAUAAAGAUUAUGGUAAUCUGCUGUUUGAUAUAAUACAGAAUGUAUGUAAGAGUUUAAUAUCAUCUGAGAACAGAUUAAAUAUGUUAGAUACCCAGGCUGGGGACGGAGAUUGUGGUACAACUGUUACUAGAGGAGCUCAAGCUAUAUUAAAAAAGUUAGGUGAUAAGAGUAGUCCUGGACUUCCAGUAACUAAUCCGUACAGUUUAACGCUGGCCCUGGCUACGAUUGUCGAGACUGAUAUGGGUGGAUCAUCUGGAGCAUUGUAUAGUUUAUUUCUAACCUCAGCAGCUCUGUGUUUACAGUCUAAAAUAUCCUCAUCGUCAUGGAUACAAGCGUUAAAUAACGGUAUAACCGCCAUACAGAGAUAUGGUGGAGCAGAGCCAGGAGACAGGACAAUGCUUGAUGCCUUAUAUGGUGCUAGUGAAGUUUUAAAUGAUAAAAAUCGAAGCAGUUUAUCGAAUGUAGAAUUGUUAAGACAAGCUGUUCAGGCUGCUGAGAAAGGAGCAGAAGAUACAGCCAAGAUGGCAGCUAAAGCAGGACGAGCAAGUUACGUUAAUCCUGAUAAUUUGACGCAACCUGAUCCUGGUGCUACAGCUGUAGCCGUCUGGUUUAAGGCUAUUCUAGAUCAGCUGGUCUGAUAUAUUCCACGUCUGACCAUUACCAUAUAUAAAACAGUAUUAUUGGUAUAUGUUUCUCGAAGAAUUUAUAAUUCUGUUAUGAUUAGACGGCAAUUUAUUGACAGAAAAACUGAUUAUUUCGACCAAGGCUGUAGAUCUUGGUCUUUAUCUACUUUUUACAUGUUGAUGCUAAAUACUUCUCUAAAUUCCAGAAGUAUGCUUAAUGUUUUUUUCGGCUAAAAUCGUUGAUUUGUUAAUUAAAAUGUCGGUCAACCAGCUCUUCUCACCCGUAACUAAUUGUAGACAGAAAGUGUCGGGGUAAAAUGGAGCAUGUCCAUCAUAAUUAGGACGUUAAAUUUCAUUUUAUUAGAAUAAAAUAUAUAACACCUGUAACCACCCCAGUUCUUUAGUAUACAACAUAAUAUAAUCUUUAAUCCGUGGUCUUUAUCCUUGUCAACUUCUACCUUAAUCCGUUGUCUAGACUCUGGUCAGUAUCAACUUAUAUUUUAAUCCAGUGAUUCUCAACGAGUGUACCGUGAGAUCUUCGUAAAACGUCUGCAAAAUUUUGAACUGCACACUAAGAAAAUGUUAAAAAAAGCCAUGUGAUCCCAAUUGAGUAUUCACUGGUGUCUACUGAUAAGUUCAUGGCUGUGUUUUUCUUUAUUUAGUUUGAGUCAUUCUGUGUGUCUAUGACUAGUCUCUGAUUAUGGUUGUAUGCCGUCUAUGACUUGACAUGUUUUUAUUUUGCAAAUUCAAAUAGAUUUCAUAUACAUUUAGCCAGGUGUGCCGCUAUUUUGUCGUGUUCCAAGGUGUGCCGUUAGCAAAAAAAACGUCUGCUUUAAUCAGUGGUCUAGACCCUAGUCCCUGUCAACUUAUACUUUUGUUGAUUUAACAAAUUUAAGGAAAUAUUACAGUUUUUAUUUUUGUUAUUUUUGUUAAAUUUAAUAAUUUAUUGAUUGUCAACUGAAUUUAAUAAAAGAUAUAUAUAUAUAUA
Patella vulgata (common limpet) is the source of this 2869-nucleotide messenger RNA. RefSeq names its product triokinase/FMN cyclase. The record is from RefSeq and is a predicted model, not a curated record. The transcript is spliced from 16 exons. Gene Ontology annotation, molecular function: glycerone kinase activity; ATP binding. Gene Ontology annotation, biological process: glycerol catabolic process. NCBI's taxonomy places the organism in Eukaryota, Metazoa, Mollusca, Gastropoda, Patellidae. Gene Ontology annotation, cellular component: cytosol. The coding region runs from base 118 to 1896 and encodes 592 amino acids.